Penaeus vannamei (Pacific white shrimp) is the source of this 3669-nucleotide messenger RNA. The record is from RefSeq and is a predicted model, not a curated record. Lineage: Eukaryota; Metazoa; Arthropoda; Malacostraca; Decapoda; Penaeidae.
AUCCACCAUAAAACUCAGGGCCAAACUAUCACCCCAAUCCACAACAACAACAACAACAGCAGCAAGAGCAGCAAGAAGGGAGGGUCCUCGGGCAGUGCCACGCCACAGAAUGGAACCUUGCCCAAACCAGCACCACAGCCUUCAAUCCCCCCACAGCCCCUCUCACCACCUCAAGUUCCCACCCCAGAAGGGUUGAUAGCAAAUGCCUUUCUUCGCAAAGAGGAGAGAUGAGGAAUAUGAGGAAAUAUGAGGAGGAGUUAAAGCUUCGAAGGGAACGUGAGGAGCAAGAGGCUAUGCUGAGGUCGUCUUUGCGUUCCUCCCAGAAGCUUCAACAGCUUGCUUCACAUCCUGUACCUACUGGCGUUGUAAAUGAGGCAUUUUCAGUGGAAGAGUCACAGUCAGGACUGGAACAACAAGCCAGUGCUGACACACCUAGUAAAGUUAUAGGUAUAAAUGAGCUUAUUCAGUCACUCCAAAGGAUUCAGACAGUGCUCAAGUCUAAUGGACACAGGAUUAGUGAAGACAUGACCCUUGUGGCUCAACUAUUGACAAAUCCAGAGUUCCAAAAGGUGCUGGCUGUUCACAAUAAGGUGCAAGAAACAUGGUGUUUGAACAGACCCCCAACACCAGUCACAGAUAAUGCUCAGGCACUAUUAGCUGAGAGUCUUCAAGAACUACAAGAAUACUCUGUACCUGAGGCAGCAGAACUAAUUGACAUACUCAACAAAUACUCGAUGGAAGGGCUCUUAUAUGCUCACGACAGAAUUGCUGAGAGGGAGCCUUUACCUGUCGGGAAUCUACCAGAGGAGGAAGUUCUGGACAGAGUUUCUCAUUACCCAGAGGACAGUGUUAAGAUUGUUCGCAUCGACAAAACUAAUGAGCCUCUGGGGGCAACUAUUCGAAAUGAAGGUGACUCAGUAAUAAUUGGUCGAAUUGUAAAAGGUGGUGCUGCUGAAAAAUCUGGUCUCCUUCAUGAAGGGGAUGAAAUAUUGGAAGUCAAUGGUGUUGAAGUCAGGGGCAAGUCUGUGAAUGAUGUCUGUGACAUGCUGGCUGGUAUGACAGGCACUUUAACGUUUAUCAUCAUCCCAAGUGGAACCCAGCAACAGCAGCCUCCCCCAACACGACCCCCUAUCACCCAGACCAUACAUGUCAAGGCACACUUUGACUAUGACCCAGAGGAAGACCUUUAUAUACCCUGCAGGGAGCUGGGCAUGAGUUUCCAGAAAGGAGACAUUUUACACAUUAUCUCUCAAACUGACCCCAACUGGUGGCAGGCCUAUAGAGAUGGAGAAGAGGACCAAACACUGGCAGGACUUGUUCCUUCCAAAUCUUUCCAACAACACCGUGAAGCCAUGAGACAGACUGUGGUCGGAGACAAUAACAACAAGGAGAAACCCAAAAAAGGGAAACUACUAUGUGCCAAAAAGCAUCAGAAGAAAAAGAAGAAAAAAAUGCUCUAUCCAAAUUACAAUGAAGAUUUUGAUUCGGAAGAAAUCCUCACUUACGAAGAAGUUGCUCUUUAUUAUCCACGAGCCAACAGAAAACGACCCAUUGUUCUCAUUGGACCUCCCAAUAUUGGUCGGCAUGAACUCAGGCAAAAGCUCAUGGAGGACAGAGAUAGAUUCGCUGCUGCCAUUCCACACACAUCUCGCACACGAAGAGAAACUGAGUUGGAUGGUCAGGACUACCACUUCAUAUCUAGAGCGCAGUUCGAGGCAGACAUUCUCUCUCGCAAGUUCGUCGAGCACGGGGAGUAUGAGAAAGCCUAUUAUGGGACCAGCAUAAUGGCUAUCAGAGCUGUGGUGAACUCAGGAAAGAUUUGUGUGCUGAAUCUUCACCCACUGUCACUCAAGAUCCUCAAGAGUUCUGACCUCAAGCCUUUUGUGGUGUUUGUUGCUCCUCCUUCAUUAGAGAAGCUGAGACAAAAGAAGCAGAAAUUGGGAGAGCCAGUCAAAGAUGAGGAGCUCAAAGAAACAAUAGAGAAAGCCAGGGAAAUGGAAGAACAGUAUGGUCACUACUUCGACCUGAUCAUCAUAAACCAGGAUGUGGACCGUGCCUACCAUCAGCUGCUACAUGAGAUUAACAUGUUGGAAAGAGAGCCACAAUGGGUUCCUGCAGCAUGGCUUGCACAUGACCAGUGAUAGGUACUGUAGUGCUUCUAUGGUGCCAAAUUUUUACCUGUGCGCUUCCCUCUAGCCAAAGGCAGAAUUCUCCUCAGUGCUGCUGCUCUCAAGAUACGUUCCUUGUGUGGAAGUCUCACUUGAAGGGCAGCUGAGUUUUUACAAUCAAUGAUGUGAUGGCUUGAUGCUACAAUCCCUUGUCUGGUGGACACUAGGUGCAUGAAAUCAGUUGACUGUGUUAAGGUUGUGUUUUGAAAAUGGAUUAUCAUAUGGAGUCUAACCGAAGGAAAUGAAAGAAAAAUACAAGGCAGAUAACUGCUUUGCUAAAUGAUUGGACAAUAGAUUAACAUUGUAAAUUGACUUUCAUUCUAAUACCUCCCCUGCCCUGUGUGGACAUUUAACUUAGGUAAUAAAUCUAGACCAUGGCUCCAUUUACAAAAGGUGGGAAGUUUAAGCCCAUUGUAACGGGAUAAAAUCAGGCAGACAAAUGAUGGAAGACAAACCAGACAAAAACUGUGGUGUAAAAAGUAUUAAGCAAUCCACCUUUUGUUGAGGUGGCUCAAGUGUGUGUGAUACUAGGCAGAAUCUAGAAACACGUUAUUACCCUGUAAAGAAGACCCUCAAAUCCUUCUUGAGAGUUUAAUCUCUUUUUGUUAUUUACAUUUUCUAUUUCUUUUAUUUUCCUGUACAUAAAAUUCUUUUACAUUAUGUUUGAAAAUUUAUAUACAUUAUAUCUAUAUCAUGUUUAUCAAACCUGCAGAUUUUUUUUUUUAUGUGUCCCUACUUUUCAAAUUGAAAACAUAAUAUAAAGGCUCAUUUCACCCCCAUGUUUAAAGUGUUUUAAUGUCAUACAGAUAACUUUCUAUUGACUUCAUAUUAAAUGUGAGAUUAAAGAAAGUAUUUUAUCAAUUUUCAAGAUAGCUGGAAGCAUUUGCUCAGUUACUAUAAAAAGUUUUUAUUGGCAAUGUGCAAUAAGAUGACUUUUAAAAAAAUUAUUCUGAUCAAUUAGCAUGUACUUCAGAUAGUUUCCUUUGACCCCUUAAAUGUUUGUAAUGUACAUAGAGGUGCCAUAUUACAUCAAAGUUGUGCUUGUAAAUCAAACCUGUGACUCCUGAUCUGUUUGCAGUGUUAAGCAGCAAUAAUAAUACCUACAUACAUCCAAAAAAGUGUGUUGUAAAAGUCUUCACUAUUAUUUCUGUAAGGCUUUAGGAUUUAGCUCUGCCAUUCACAGAGACAAAUAAUCUGAGUGUCUUAUUAUUCAGAAUGAAUAUUGUUUACCAUAUAUUCAUCCCUGAGAAGCCUAUACAGUGAAGUCUCUCAAAAGCACAAGUAUGUGAGAAGUCAUGUUUGUGAUGCUGACAAUAUUGCAAAUACACACAUGAAACUGUAACUUCAGUAUUCCAGUGGUGUUUCCCCAAUUUGUGUAAUUCCUGUAUAUACUGUUAUGAUCUUCCUAUGUUCACUUUGUUGUAAGUAGAAGCAUAUAUGCCUCAUUAUAAUGAACCAUUAAAUGAUUAUGAUUCCUAAAAAUAAAUGUGUAUACCAGCUC